ACGUAGUUUCCCUUCGCUCAACGAAGAGUGUGACGUGUGGUGCGUAUAACGCUGAGUUUCUUGACGUUUGUGUAGUUUUUAAUGUGAAUAAUGUGAUUGUGUAGUUCGUUAUGGCUUAUAAGUACCGUGAAGAUUUAGUUGGCAAACGAUUUCUCGCUGUGAGUGGUGUGACAAAAAUUAACGUGAAUAAAGUUUCUGAAUGGGGAUGGAAAGCUGGUAUUAUCAGAGCAGCAUCGCUCAAAGAUAACAAGAAUAAGGAGCUUCAGGUGUUAGUGGAAUAUGAUGGUGUAGAUUGGCAACGUCGCGAGUGGGUGGCUGUUUAUUCACGACGGACGUUUCGUGUUUUUUUAGUGGAAAGAACUCUUGUUUGGGCUCCUAGAACACACGAAGGAAAGGACGUGAAAUGGCCGGCUUUGACGUUCAUGCCGCUGGCAGCUGACCUGACGCUGCAGGCCGACGCCCAGCCGGUGGAAUUCCUUCAUGACAAACACCUGGAGUUCUUGGAUUAUGCCAAUCUACUUCCUUAUCAGGAAUGGGACCCAAAGCAAGCAGGAGCAGACGCUGGUCUUGAUACCACAUUGCUCUCCACCUUGUCUUCCGAGGCCGCAGACUGGCGAACCAUACAAGAUGGCCAGCGUAUCCUGACCACGACUCCUUCGGAGCUGACUGUAACAGAUGAUACAGUUUUGGAAGAGCACAGCGAAGACCCAUCGCUAGUGCAGAUGAGACUCCUGGGCGAUGGAGUAAUCGAAUCGAUCAUGAAAGGAGAAGUGGUGGGCGUAAUGCCACGAAGAUCCCGCUCCAACCUCCAAAGAGUUGAGCGCGAGACCACAAAAAGUCCAGCGACUACCGGUGGCAGGAAGAAGUCAUCGGCCGUGAGAAGCAACGGGCAAAUUGCACCCACAGAGCCACCUCCGCAACCUGCAGGUUAA
This is a messenger RNA of Spodoptera littoralis (African cotton leafworm), 932 nucleotides long. NCBI's taxonomy places the organism in Eukaryota, Metazoa, Arthropoda, Insecta, Lepidoptera, Noctuidae. The record is from the annotation of a GenBank genome assembly.